Messenger RNA from Monascus purpureus, 390 nucleotides. The record is from the annotation of a GenBank genome assembly. Lineage: Eukaryota; Fungi; Ascomycota; Eurotiomycetes; Eurotiales; Aspergillaceae.
AUGUUGGAUUGGUCAUUUUCGCAUUUUUUUUUGAUCAUUGCAACGAUACCAUGUUUAUAUGUUUCGUUGUCUCUUUACCAUUCGAACAGCACCACUAUUCGAUUGUCAAAAUGUCUAUUGCCCCAGCUAAAAGUGUCAAUGUUCUUUUUCAUCUUUGUUCAUGCCACCACAAGAAAAGAAGCAAACCCGAAAAAAAAAAAAAGAAAUGAAGGGGGAACGGAGGAAUCAUUGUUGGCUGUGGAUGCUUACAUCUACCGCACGAAGCUUGACUUUGCAUCCGACAUAGCCGAUGCUCAUAUCGAUGCAAACUUGUCACUUUUCGACAAUGAGCCCUUGUUUAUCAAGACGUCAGUCCGCUUCUGGAUUCUGUCAAGGCUUUUGAUCUUCUGA